AAGCUCUUUCCGCCCCACCAGACUGAUGAAGUUGCAAGCAUCUCCUUUGGCUGACAAACAUUGCUUCGACUGAGAUCGCAACAGGUUCUAAUGUCUGCAGAACGGGCUGGCGACGGGCCGUAUCUCAAUAAAUUCAAGAUGGCCUUCAGAUUCCCGGGAGAAACAAGUCUCCGGAGGUGCUGGGUGCCGCCCGUCGCUCGACCUCACGUCCAUCCUCAGUUUUCACGGCCCUGCCCGGAGUAGACACUUCCAAUCAAGAUUUGCUCUUCCGCAUGCUCCCACCAGCAUCAUCUUGCCCCCAGAAUUCCCGCCGAAGCUGCAAUGAGCGACUGGACCGAGACCGAGUCGGACAAGCUCCCGGAGCCGACCCCGGCUGCGGCGGCGGCGACGGCCCCGAGCGGACCGGAGCUGCCCCCUGAAGAGGGCCUCCAAGGCUGGCUCUGCGUUGCCGGCGCCACCGUCUGCCUCUUCUGCACCUUUGGGUUUUUGAAUGCAAUCGGCGUCUUCCAAACGACAUAUCAGCAGACAUCGCUCCAUGACUACACGCCGUCCGACAUCGCGUGGAUCUUCGCGGCCCAGCUCGCCCUCAUGUGGGCGCCGGGCCCGCUCUUCGGCCGCCUCGUCGACACAUACGGCCCCGCGCCGGUGCUGUACCCGUGCGCCUUCAUGUGCGUCUUCUCGCUGUGCAUGACGAGCCUGGCCGACCGCUACUACCAGAUCUUCCUGGCGCAGGGCCUCGGCUUCGGCAUCGGGUCCGGCGGCGUCUUCACCGCCGCCAUGGUCUGCGUCGGCCAGUGGUUCGUCCGCCGCCGCGGCCUCGCCACCGGCAUCGCCAGCACCGGCAGCAGCCUCGGCGGCGUCGUCUUCCCCGUCUUCCUCGACCGCACCAUGCAGCGCGCCGGCUUCGACGGCGCCGUCCGCUACACCGCCCUGCUGAUCGGCGUCCUGCUCGCCGCGUCGUGCUUCGUCGUGCGCUCGCGCAUGCCGCGCAAGAAGUGGAACCGCGAUGCCAAGUGGUUUGACGUCGCCCUGUUCAAGGAGAAGCAGUUCGCCUUCUACACGUUUGGUUCCUUCCUUGUCAUGUGGGGUUUGUGGGCGCCCUUCGACUUCAUCUCGAGCAUGGCCCUCAGCCGCGACUUUUCACCCGCGCUGGCGCUGUACCUCAUCUCCAUUAUCAACGCGACAUCGAUCCCGGGCCGCAUCCUGCCUCCCCACCUGGGAGACCGCAUCGGCCACUUCAACGUGCUGACCGUGUGCGCCCUGCUGACGGGCGCGUCCAUUCUGGCCCUGUGGCUGCCCUUCAACUACCACGCGUCGCACGCCGGCAUCAUCGUCUUCGCCCUCGUCUACGGCUUCGUCAGCGGCGCCUUCGUCUGCUUGCUCAUGCCCUGUGUUGCCAAGUCAGGCAGCCUGGACACGCUGGGCCAGCGGUUCGGCACCUUCCAGACGGUCAUCGCAGUGAGCUCCUUGACUGGCCUCCCAAUCAUGGGUGCCAUUCUGAACCGCCAAGGCGACACUGAUUACUCGGGGCUGCAGCUCUUCGCCGCCGUCACCUGCCUGGUAGGCACUGGCCUGCUGGCGGCCUCGACCUACUAUAUGGGCCAGUCGCAUGGAACAUGGAAAGUCUGAAAUUGCAGCCGCGCACGAGUUGCUCGUGAUGGCGAGAUUCAGUCGGUGACCAUGGGAUUGAAUAGGAAUUGGCGGCCGCAGACGCAAUGCCCCA
Thermothielavioides terrestris NRRL 8126 is the source of this 1723-nucleotide messenger RNA. RefSeq lists its product as uncharacterized. The transcript has 5 exons. Gene Ontology annotation, cellular component: fungal-type vacuole membrane. Gene Ontology annotation, biological process: transmembrane transport. Gene Ontology annotation, molecular function: transmembrane transporter activity. The record is from RefSeq and is a predicted model, not a curated record. Lineage: Eukaryota; Fungi; Ascomycota; Sordariomycetes; Sordariales; Chaetomiaceae. Bases 322 to 1629 code for a protein of 435 amino acids.